AGAAGGCUACAGCGAGGACAGAGAUAGGAGGAGGAGGAGGAGGAGAGCAACGCGGUUACUCCGUUCAGUGAGCUCAUCAGCUGCGAUCAUCAGUGAAGACGAAACAAGUCUGGAGACCCCCCAAAUGCGUGAUUUGACGGGAAAAUAAACUCUCAAUAACGUCCAGCUGACUGUGAGUGGGGUUGCGCGUUUCGGAUCUCUGUGAAACAGCAUCUGAAGGCAGGCGGGCAGGAGGAUCGGCGCGGAGGGACCGCGCGGAGAAACGUGGCUCACAGGCGAGCGACAGAAAGCCGCUUGUUCUGAAAAAGAAACAAAAGGAGCAGAAUUUGAUCUCGCCGGAUGGAUGAGGACUUGUUCCCGACACCACGGACCGCGGCUGGGCUGUGAACUAAACAAUAGGUGUUGUUUUAAAGUUGUCACGGGAGGGAUAACAGUCGCAUCCUGCAGACUAGAGGAUCCGCAUCUUAAUCGUCCGUAUUUUUCUACAUGGGAUACGCGAGGAUUUGUGGACAAAGUAGACACCGGUUCAUACUUUUUCACUGCUUAGAAACGACCGCAAAAUCCGUUUUUUGCAGCUGAAACUGAAUUUUUUUCUUCUAAUAUGAUUUUAUUUCUUCUUUGCGAUGUGGUUCAAAUGAGCGAGAGAGCGGAUUUAAAUGACUGGGGCAAGUUGUGAUUUUUUUUCUUUUUAAACGUCAACACAGGACGCUGUUAGCUUUAAAACACACACAGUUACAGCAAAACCAAAGACAUCAAUGUGCUUAAGGAUCCAAGAGACCUGGCGAGAAAAUACCUCAUAAUUUAUUGUACCUGGCAAGUCAAAGCCACUUUUGACCUCCCAAAGGAAAGGAAAGUCUGUGUGUGAUAGACUGUGUCUUUCUCCCGAUAUCUUCCCUCUCAAUAUUUAAUAAACAAAAAGAACAGGAAUACCUGAACCGAAUAUUCCCGCACGAUCUAGCCACAGCUUUAUUUUUUUUAAUUUAUUUUUUUCAUAUAAUGAGGAGUGAGACGAUACUAAACCUGAUUUGAAAGCUAUCUGGAGUGGAUGAUCACCGCUACGAUUACCUCAGCUUGACCUCGACCUUCACCAAGUAGCAGAGUGCAGAAGGUUGGAACAAUGCCAGAUUCACCUGCGGAUGUGAAAACCCAGCCCAGGUCCACCCCACCCACCAUGCCUCCUCCACCCCCGGCUGUCAGCCAAGCAACCAAUCGCAAUGCUUCAUUCACACCGGCUACCAGUAAAUCAAUGCUGAACGGGAGCAGCCACUCUCCUACGUCGCUUAACGGUGCCCCGUCCACUCCCAAUGGCUUCAGCAACGGGCCGGCAAUGUCGUCGACGGCCUCGCUUUCCAACCAGCAGCUCCCGCCAGCGUGUGGGGCCCGUCAACUGUGCAAACUGAAGCGCUUCCUGACCACGCUGCAGCAGUUUGGCAACGACAUAUCGCCCGAGAUCGGGGAGAGAGUGCGCAGCCUUGUGCUGGGACUGGUGAAUUCCACUCUCACCAUUGAAGAGUUUCACUCCAAACUUCACGAGGCCACCAACUUCCCGCUGAGGCCGUUCGUCAUUCCCUUCCUCAAGGCAAACCUGCCCCUGCUGCAGAGAGAAUUGCUCCACUGUGCCCGGUUGGCAAAGCAGACUCCAGCUCAGUACCUGGCCCAGCACGAGCAGCUUCUCCUGGACGCCAAUGCUAGUUCGCCCCUCGACUCCUCUGAGAUCAUGCUGGAGAUGAAUGAUCACGGCAAGAGAAGGACACCCGACAGGACCAAAGACAGCUCAGAGAGAGACGGGUUGCACCCGGAGCACAUGGCUAAGAGGCCGUGCACCAUCAGCCCCAGUCAACGCUUCAGUCCCAGCACGGGACUUCCUGCUCACCCGCCACCCAACGGCCUCCCCACACACCCUCCCAACGGCCUGCCCCACCCACCCAACCCUCAAGUGGGACCUCAACACUAUCGCUUAGAAGACAUGGCCCUGGCCCACCAAUACAGAGACGCUUACAGGCACAAUGAACACCGCGACGCCAGGGACAGGCUGCGGCAGACAGUACAUGGAGCGCGCCAAGAGGAGGUGAUUGACCAUCGUCUUACAGAUCGAGAGUGGGCAGAGGAAUGGAAGCACCUGGAUAAUCUUCUCAACUGCAUCAUGGACAUGGUGGAGAAGACGCGCCGCUCUCUGACGGUGCUGCGCCGCUGCCAGGAGGCUGACAGGGAGGAGAUGAAUCACUGGAUUCGGCGCUACAGCGACGUGGAGGAGAUGAAAAAAGGUGGGAGCAACGGACAGCACUGCCUUCCUCCUCCUCUUCCUCCUCCUACUCCUCACCACAACUCCUCCUCCAACACAGCUAGCAGCAGCGAGUCACUGCCCAUAGGAACUUCCUCGGCUGCCGAAAGGCAGACGGGCAGACAGCCAGAGAUCCACAGAGACUUCCUACACAGGCCUCCCUCGGGAUAUCUGCCAGAAGAAAUCUGGAGAAAAGCUGGUACUACAAGCAUCCCGCUCUCACCGGCAAUAAAGCACCUCCAAAACAGGCAGGAGGAGGCAGUUAACGAAGUUAAGCGACAAGCUAUGUCGGAGCUUCAGAAGGCCGUGUCGGACGCUGAGAGGAAAGCCCAUGAGAUGAUUUCGGCCGAACGCUCCAAAAUGGAGAGGGCGCUGGCCGAAGCCAAGAGGCAAGCCUCUGAGGACGCACUAACAGUAAUCAACCAGCAGGAGGACUCAAGUGAAAGCUGCUGGAAUUGCGGGAGGAAAGCCAGUGAGACGUGCAGCGGCUGCAACACGGCUCGCUACUGCGGCUCCUUCUGCCAACACAAAGACUGGGAGAAGCACCACCAUGUCUGUGGUCAAGGUCUGCAGGGGAUGCCAGGGGGCAGCAGCGUCCCUCUAGGCACCCCCUCCUCCACUUCAGCGUCCUCCAGUGCGCCCCCCACCCACUCGGAGAGCACUCCUCCAGGAGCCUUGUCCUUGGCAGGCCAGAUGAGCAUGGCGGGAGGGGCUGGCAGCGGCAGUGGAAGUGUCUCUGCCAGCCCCAAGGAGAGCAGCUCCAGCAGUGUGUCUCGCUCCACAACUCCAGCCACCCCCGCCCUACUGGACGCCACCUCCCGUUGACGUCGGACAUUUGUCCCUUCCCCGCAUACUGAUGCGACGGUGCCCACACUCAAAACCAAACUGAGGAAUCUUCAUUGCACAGUGCUCCCUUUCCUUCUCCCCUUAUUCAGUCCCCUCUUAUCCUAAGCUCUACACACUACCUGAUGGUAGACUGACUGAACUGGUCAACUUCCCCGAAGAUCAUUUUACUGUCUUUGUCUCAUUUACAACCACAGCCACAAAUACAAAGAUCCAAAUAUCCAGCCCAGGCGUUCGUUGGAUGAAAAGUGUCUCCUAUCUCUGUGUUCAGUCACAGAAACAUAUCACAUGAGUUUUGACUUGAAGAUGUGGUUGUGAUGUAUCCUCAGUAGUUUGAGCACGUUAAACAUACUGUCUGCAUGAGGACACAAGACAAGGGCUGUGGUAGGCAGCAGUCAUGGGGAGGAGGACUAGUCUGAUUAGCACUUGUUUUAGAUUUCCCUUUAAUUUAGCACCAAUGAGAGUGCAGUACUCAGACCUUGAUGUGCACUACCUGUGCAUACAGUUCACUAAUGUGGCACUUAUUGUACAGUGUCUCAAUGGAGACAGGCAAGGACAAAAUACCUUUUUUCAAAUGGAUGAGAGAAAGGGAGAAACCUGUGAUGCGAUUAAUUCCUCACAAACACAGCUUAGUAUUUAUUAAAUGUUUCUUUCUGGCUUUAAGCGAAAAAUACAGAUUAGUCCAAAUAUUCUAAAUAAGGAAUAGAAGUGAUGCUGAUGAUGAUAAAAACAAAAAUAGUGAUAUGAAAAUGAAUUCAGUUUAAACUGCUAACUACCUUGCUAGCGAGCCAAGAAAAUCUACACCGGACUCACCUCUCUGCACCAUCGUGAACCCAAAUGAAUUCAAAGAUGAAUGAAAAAUAACAUGAUCCAAACCUUUGUAUUACACUGCCAAAGUGAGUAAGUAAGCGACAAGGAGAAGCACUCAUCCUAUAACCAAACGCAAAGCAACAUCACCUCCUCAGCAGAUAAGCCAACUCUGAGAAGACCAGGCUGCAGAGAAGCUGCAGAAUGGGAACCAGAGGUAGUCAGACGCUUAUAAAGCAACCCGUAACCUGCUUUGAUUCUGCCUAGUUUGGACAAAACUACAGCGAUUCCUCAGUGAUGGCCCAGACUAGUGAAUAAGGACAAUGCUGUGAACUUGCCUACAAGAAGGACUUCAUGAAAUGGAUGGAAACCCUGCCACAGUGUGAUUUUUUCUUUUGUGAACGGUACCAGAGAGGAACGUGAAAGCUGCACAGCCUCAAAGGAGAUGAACAGACAUAAAUGGCAAAGGAGCUGCCAAAAACCUCAAAACAAGCGUGAAAACCUUGUCGAAGAAGGCAUUGCAUACAAGGACUUAUGAGAAGAUAGUUUGUAAGUCUUUUUUUUUUUUUUUUUUAGCUCCGCAACAAGGACAUAAUUCAAGGAAUUGGUGUUACCUUUACAUUGACUCCCUUCUUUUCCAAAGCAUGAUAAACAGAUAAAAAAAAGAGCCUGGUGAAGGGCGGUGUAGACGUGGUUCUCCUCUCUCUUUCUACCUCCCCUCACCCCACACCUCCCUUCUUUACUGCUCCCACCCAACAACUUGACUGAAGUCAGCCCCCGACCCCCAACCUGCCUCGGACAGAGCCGCGGAGCAGUUUUGUGGGAAGGGUUCGGAGCCUGCUUGUAGAUAUUGUUCCUCUUUCAAAUUUCAAUAAUGUCUCUUGCCGCUGAUGUCCACAUGUGCUGCCCUUGUGUAUAUUCAGAAAGAUGGACUUUAGUUUGCUUCCGUUUCGUUUCAUUUUCCUCACAUAUGUUCGGGCUGAGCAGUGAGGUCAAACCAAGAAGGACACUCGCUUAUGAGAGGAAGCCCGGCAUUGUACUUAUUGUUUGAUUUGUUGUAUCUAUAUUGAUGAGAUGAAAACCCUCUUGUAGAAUAUUUUGUAUUGCUCGCAUUGUAAGACAGUGAGAGGACAGAGGUGCAAUAUGAAGAGAAUUCAGCUACUGAAUGGAACCUCAGCAACUGCCCAUAGCGUAUCAUAUAAUAUAGAUACAUAUAAAUAUAUUUAAAGUAACAUCAGUAACUUAAUGUGAAUGUACAUAGUAUUUAAAGAGGUCCAAAAAUGUGUUUGCCAAAUAACAGAAACCGUUAAAGUAAAAACAUUUCACAGUACAUUUAUUUCUUAAAUUUUUCAAUCUUUUUUUUUUCCUCCCCCACUAGUUUAUCGAUUUCAAUUUUUACUCAAAGCAAUGUGUCCCUGAGCGUAACAGAGGUAAGGUGGCUUCAUACAGUGCAAGUUAUGGUAAAUGGAGGAUAACAGAUCGAAGGUGGAUGGACACUGCAUGAUACAUUCAUUAUUAAUUCAUUCAUUCUGCCUUCAUUUACAGUAUUUUAAAAUCCACAUUACAACAAUUAUGGUUAUGUUUCACUAUCUUCUUAAUUUAUAUUUAAUAGUGCAAUUGAAACUCAAAAGGUGUGUCAUGUGCUUCAUUCACCCCCAGUCUGUUUUCAUCCUGCAGCAAGGGACUCAACAGUGUAUAACAACAAGAAAUCCCAAAUAUAUUCAAAUGUUUGAUCACAAAAAAAAAGGAAAUGGUCAUGGCUCGGUUUCAAAUUGAUCUCAUUCACAACAUAUCUAAGAAUUGUAUCAUUUCAAUUGUUCUGUUUCUGCCACUGAAGUAAUCCCCUCCGUGUGUGUGUGUGUGUGUGUGUGUGUGCGUGUGUGUGUGUUAAAUUGUCUCCCGAGGUACAGGGCAAGCUAUUCCUAUACGAUUAAGUGACAUGCCAGCGAUAAGCUGAAGUAAACCUAAAAGCUCAUUUUGUUACCCAAUCUUUGCAAUGUUGCUUUAGAACAGGUUGCUGUUUGUUUGUAAAGAUGCAGGUUGAGCGUAAGCUAAAGAUCUCUGCAGUCUCUAGGCCUUUACUUAAAGCAACAGAGGGCCUGUAGCAGCCAUGCUCACACAAAUGUAAUGUUGAUUAUUGUUAACGCGACGCAACAUAGUGAAAAUGAAGAAUUUUUAUAGUCAGAUGCAUGAGGUCAUCAUGUUAUUUGGACUAUUUGAGACACAUAAUUCAAACGGGAUAAGCUCCGAGGCUCCCCUGUGACCUUUAUGUAUGUAUGUUAUGAUCGUUGUGAUAUGGUGUUGACCUCAGCCUUUUUGUGUUAUUUCCUCUUUCCCCCCCCCCAAUGUCUAGCUCCUCCAUUGCUACCCCAGACCAUUGUUCCCACUAGCUACUUCCUGUGACCAUACAGCUAAUCACCAGGAGGGGUUCACCUGGACUUUGAAACGCUAGCAGACAUGGUGGUGCACAUUCAAACCUAAUUGCAUGAUUCUACCUGAAAAUUAUAAUAACUAAAUUGUUGAAAGGAAUUGCCAUUGCGCAUGAUGUUGGAAAGUAUCUAUUCACACCAGACCUCAGCUGCUUGAUCACAUCCCACAAACCAAACCAAUACCGCCGGAAUUCCAUAGCAGGUAAACAAACUUUACAGUCAAACUUGCAUACUACCAAACUCCACACAGAAUCAACCAUGGCAUGCCAAAACCAAUAAAAGCACAGACCAAAGUACUGCCAUAAUAGGCUUUGACACUGUGUGUAUUGACAGACGGGAAAUAAUAAGGUUAUAGCUUCAAUACACCAGUUAACCAAAGUGUCUAAAAUACACACAAUCAGGGCACAGGAGUGAAGAGCAUGUUUAAUGUAUUUGCUGAGUCUCCUCAAAUAUGUAGAAUUUUCAUUCAAGCAAUCAAAGCGCUUGUUGUCUACAUAUUAAAUACUGCUUCUGUAAAAAUAAUAGAAGCACCAUCGUUACAAAAGACUCCUGAUUGCCUGUUCUUACAGUUACAAAGCCUUUCAGAGUAAAAAAAUGAAUGCAUGGUGGGUGGGUGUUUUUGUGCGCGUUACUGGUGGUGUGUGUGCUUUUGUUAAAAAAAAGGACAAAAAUUGAAAAAAAAUCUUACUUUUUUCUUCUUGUCUCUGUACAAACUACUUGAAACUUUCAGAGCUUUAAUGAAACAUACAGAUACAUACAGACUGUAAUGGCAGAUUGAUUCACAGUAUGUAGCAACAGCUUUAUGCAGAAAAAUUUGCGCACACUAUCCGCAUCAAACAACAAUGUGAUGACAGUUCCAUUCAACUCUUUAAUGCUUUGCGUGUGUUUCCUUGUCUGCAAGUAAGCCCUCAGAUAAACUAUAACAAAGCCAAACCCAUUAGACCACUUAGAAAUGACCAAAAUACAACCAAAAGCCACAACGUUCACUUCAGAUUUGUCUUUGGUUAAGGUUUUUGUGCCAUGUCCCGGCAUUGGAGAACUGCAACAUGGUGCAAUGCGUGGGAAGUGAGGCCGUACAGGACAGACCCAGUUCUCCCUCACUGGUAUUUUGUGUCAUUGGACAGGACACAAAAUACCAUGUUCUGUUACGCUGGGCGCGAGCUUCCAUGAGUCCCGAAACUAAUGUUCUUUGUCCCCAGCUGUCAUUUACUUUUCUCUUUGAAGAUAUCGGAUGGCAAACGCAUAAGGGCUCUGCUGUUGUGAAUAUCAUCCACGGUGUCUCUCCGAACACUUUACAUCAAACACUUUUCUGUUUGUUUAACGAUGUACAUGAUAUGGGCAAGACGCAUGUUUAGAAAAGGCAAAUAUUAGCAGGAUGGCAUUUGUCUCUCCCGACCCCAACCAGUAACUCUACCAAUGAAAUGUCAAGGCUCAUCCGAUGUGACGGAGACACGUCCUUUCUGUCAAACAGGCACUGAUAAACAGCUACGGCAGAAAGCUACAGUGGCAAACAGUGGAUACAGCACUUGUUUUCCCCAAAGCCAUGGCUCAGGAUGGCCGGUUUUUACAUCAAUUUAAAAAAAGGAUUAUGUUUUUUGUAUGAGUAGGGAAGCUUUCUAUACUGUAUUGUGCAAUACAUUAUUACAGAAAAACAUGUUUCUUUUGGAAAGGUUGGCGCUUUGAAGAUCUUUCCCCUUUUGUUUUUUUUCCCCUCUUUACGAAGGUCCUGUUGCCGUUUUUAGAUGAAGUUAACUGUGCCAGAAGAAUUAAAUUCUGAUUCGUAUUUAUUUCUUGCAUGCUUUCCUCCCUGUUGCUAAUACCGCUCUUUAACUGUUCGCUCUGUUGGAUGUGUGAAGCUGUAAAACAUUCUAAUUCAGGUUAUUGUCUGUGUUGAACAAUGUAACUGUGUAAUUAAAACAUGAAAUGAAGUAUU
This is a messenger RNA of Pungitius pungitius (ninespine stickleback), 8293 nucleotides long. RefSeq names its product CBFA2/RUNX1 partner transcriptional co-repressor 3 (gene cbfa2t3). Gene Ontology annotation, molecular function: transcription corepressor activity. Gene Ontology annotation, cellular component: nucleus. The transcript is spliced from 12 exons. The coding region runs from base 1118 to 3106 and encodes 662 amino acids. The record is from RefSeq and is a predicted model, not a curated record. NCBI's taxonomy places the organism in Eukaryota, Metazoa, Chordata, Actinopteri, Perciformes, Gasterosteidae. Gene Ontology annotation, biological process: DNA-templated transcription; negative regulation of DNA-templated transcription.